GAGACAGAGAGAGAGAGAGAGACAGAGAGAGAGAAAGAGAGAGAGAGAGAGAGAGAGAUACAUAGCCCUGAAGCAGAGGAACUCCCUCCUUCGUCUUUUUCAUGAGGCGGAGGACAGACAAAAGAGUGCACCCAGCAGGCUUUCAGCACAGCUUCCCAGCAAAGCCGAAGCUCUCUCAACCGUGAUUCCAUCUCCAGCAGGAUCAAGAGUUUAGUCAGUUGGCAGUUCAUCGUUUACAGUGAGCUGUGCCGUCGAUGGGGUUAGCAAAGACGGGGAGGCACGUAUUUUUCUUGGCUGUUAGAGUCUGGAGAGGAAUUUUUAGGAGGGCAAGGGAAGCUACAGACUGACAGCUUCUAAAAGAGGACAAGGGCACAAUCUGAAGGCCGAUAGAUAAGUUACAGUCCAAGGUAACUAUGCAAGCUGCAAGAUACCAGCAGAGCAACCGCCUCCUGUUUAUAUUGGCUUUACUGGUCAUGAUGGAGGUCUGCGGGGUCCAGGGCUGUCGGAUUGGCUCAGGCUCAGAGUGUGAGAAAGCCCCUUUUGUUCCCGGCCACAACCUGGCAGGGGAGGGUUUUGAUGUGGUGCGGAUGCGUCGGACAGGGGCGUAUGUCAUCAAUGUCAAAGGUCAUCUGGUUGACAACCACACCUGCACACUGUGUCCAAACCGCUUCCAACAAGGACAGAUUCAGAGGCUCCCAGCAGCAGUGCUCGACUGGCGCCCCUUCAGCCGCUGCAGUAAGCAGCUUUCCAGUGCCCUCCAUCACUCUGUGGACUCCCUGCUGCGCAGCUCCAACUCCCUGGUUAACAACAACUGGGGCGUGGGUUUGAGUUUGGAGAACUUUGGCAAUGCGGUGCUGGGCGGAAGCCGCUCAGAGUUGGCAAAGUUUGCCCGUUCGCAGCACAGUGUGGACAAGGCCACUUUUGCCAUCCAUGAAAUCAGCUGCACCUACUACAGCUACAGGCUGGCUGACCAUCCACAGCUGAGUGCAGAGUUCACAAAGCAUCUGAAGAGACUCCCACAGAGUAUAAAUACAAGCCAGAACAGAGCCCUGUAUAGACGGCUGAUAGACACCUAUGGAACGCACUACAUACACCAGGUCCAGCUUGGUGGUAAGGUGAGGCGAAUCACUGCCUUCAGGACCUGCCUGGCCACACUCAAAGGCUUCUCCGAGUCCGAAGUCAAAACCUGUCUGAACGCUGAACUCCGAAUGGCUCUUGGUUUCCUCCCUGCCAAUGCAUCCUUCUCCAACAAGUGUGACAACCUCUUGAAGGGUAACAUGAGCAUGGGCUUCUACCAAGGCUUCAUGACCCAUAAGAUUGAGGUUAUCGGAGGGGAGAGGUACUUCCCAGACAUCCUCUACCAGGAGGACCCGUCUGAGGCGUACAACAGCUGGAUGAACAGCCUCCAUGACAACCCUGAUGUGGUUUCUUACGCCAUCUUCCCUCUGCAUCAUCUGGUUGAGGACUCACAGAUCAGUGCUAAUCUGAGAAGCACCGUCGAGGAGUAUAUUAAAGACAACCAGCUGAGGGAUGACCAGUUUGGGUCCAAGAACUGCUCCCCGACUCCCAACUUGGAUCAUAACUGCUGCCCUCUACGGGCUGGCAGAGGAACUCUCAGACUGGUGAUCCAGAGAGCUGCAGGCCUGAAGGCAGACACCUUCACGAAAACGGACGCCUACGUGAAGAUCUUCUACAACGACAUGUAUGAGGAGACAGAUACGGUGAUGGACAACAAUGACCCAGUGUGGAACGCGACUUUUGACUUUGGAUCAGUGGAGUUGGGUCAGCAGUUGAGGUUUGAAGUGUGGGAUAGGGACGUGCUCUACAAUGAUGUAGCGGGUAUAUGUGUUGUCUUCCCUGAGCGAGGAAGUCGUUCUCUCAGCUGUCAGCUGAGCAAAGGUGUCCUCUACUUCUCCUACAGCAUCAAAUGUGAUGCUCACUUGACAGGCUUCAGGUGUGGACGAUACUCCCCCAAUGCAGAGUAGGUUAUUAUGUAUAUAGUACAUUUUAGUAUUUUUUUCAUACUGAUUAAUGUUGAACUUUAAAGUGUCUGACUUGGAGUAUAAAUGUAUGUAGUAUAUAUGUGGUCCUGUGCAGAGGGAGAUUAACUAACCAAAGCCCUUGUGAUUCUAUUGUACAUAUCAAAAUAAAGUGAUUUUGAUUAUG
Acanthopagrus latus (yellowfin seabream) is the source of this 2166-nucleotide messenger RNA. It is a transcript of the gene prf1.5, whose product is annotated as perforin 1.5. The record is from RefSeq and is a predicted model, not a curated record. Lineage: Eukaryota; Metazoa; Chordata; Actinopteri; Spariformes; Sparidae. Bases 414 to 1985 code for a protein of 523 amino acids. Gene Ontology annotation, biological process: immune response. Gene Ontology annotation, cellular component: membrane attack complex. The transcript is spliced from 5 exons.